This is a messenger RNA of Haliotis rubra (blacklip abalone), 3377 nucleotides long. Its product is annotated as WD repeat domain phosphoinositide-interacting protein 2-like. Gene Ontology annotation, molecular function: protein binding; phosphatidylinositol-3-phosphate binding; phosphatidylinositol-3,5-bisphosphate binding. Gene Ontology annotation, cellular component: phagophore assembly site membrane; extrinsic component of membrane; cytosol. Gene Ontology annotation, biological process: autophagy of mitochondrion; protein lipidation; nucleophagy. Lineage: Eukaryota; Metazoa; Mollusca; Gastropoda; Lepetellida; Haliotidae. The transcript is spliced from 11 exons. The record is from RefSeq and is a predicted model, not a curated record. Bases 107 to 1429 code for a protein of 440 amino acids.
UCUGUAGUUAUUGUCAGCUUUAUGGCCAUCUCUGUUUUGCUUGUGACAGCGGAGAGGCAAAACGGACUACAUCUACAAUACUGUCUCUUCGGGCGUCUCUGGCCUAAUGAACCUAGCAAGCCAGGCCGGGGAGCAGCAGUCUAACCUGUUGUUUGUCAAUUUUAAUCAAGAUUGCACGUCCAUCGCUGUCGGUACCAAAUGUGGAUAUAAACUAUUCUCGCUCAGCUCUGUCGAUAAACUUGAACCUAUCUAUGAUAAUGAUACGGAUGAUAUCUGUAUUGUCGAACGGUUAUUUUCAAGCAGUCUGGUUGCCAUUGUUAGUCUAUCAUCACCACGGAAGUUAAAAGUAUGUCAUUUCAAGAAGGGGACGGAAAUCUGCAACUACAGCUACUCAAAUUCUAUAUUAGCAGUCAAGUUAAACCGACAGAGAUUAAUAGUAUGCCUGGAAGAGAGCCUGUAUAUACACAACAUCCGGGACAUGAAGGUCCUCCACACAAUCAGGGACACUCCCUCCAACCCCAUCGGACUCUGCGCUCUCGCCGUCAGCAAUGACAACUGUUUCCUUGCCUACCCAGGAAGCAACCAGAUCGGGGAAGUGCAGAUCUUCGACACGAUCAACUUGAGGGCAGUGACCAUGAUCCCAGCUCAUGACAACCCCUUGGCAGCCCUAGCUUUCAGUGCAAAGGGAGACAGAUUGGCUACAGCCUCAGAAAAGGGAACAGUCAUUCGGGUCUUCUCUAUACCAGAUGGCCAGAAAAUCUUUGAGUUCAGGAGAGGGGUGAAAAGGUGUGUGAGCAUCAACUCGCUGGGAUUCAGCACGUGUGGGCUGUACCUGUGUGCCUCCAGUAACACAGAGACAGUUCACAUCUUCAAGCUGGAGAUCAUGAAGGACAAACCCCCGGAGGAGCCACAAGGUUGGAUGGGAUACUUUGGCCAGGCUCUGAAGACAUCAGCAAACUACCUGCCAACACAAGUAUCCGACAUGUUGAAUCAAGGGAGAUCAUUUGCCACAGCCCGACUGCACACGUCUGGCCUCAAGAAUGUCUGUGCCCUCUCUGUAAUUCACAAGAUUCUACGGCUGUUGGUGGCUUCACAAGAUGGCAUUUUGUACAUAUACAACAUUGAUCCUAAUGAGGGCGGAGAGUGCACUCUGGUCAGACAACACAGACUUGAUGGUCAACCUUGUGACACCCAUCCAUCGGAGGCUCCGUCACAUGACCGGCCACUAGCACACCCCGGUGCCACGUACGCAUCCACGGUGAGACGCCCCCCAGACCAGGCAGCAGGGGGCCCACCAUCAGAAUCUCAGCCCUAUCAGGAGGAGCUUGAGGGUGCCGUGGGCGGGGACGGUGUAGAGGGACAAGGCAUUGCUGCACUACGAUUGGACGAUGAUAAUGAGUUUCCUCCAAUGACACACAAGACUGAUUGAUCUUUGAAGUUCAUUGGCUGAAUACAGAUGUCACAUUUACAUUGAUUAGUUACAAUUAAAAUGAACAUUGACAGAUAGAAAUACUGUAACUAUCAUUUAAUGCAAAUAUACAAGAUAGAUCUAAAUUGACUGACUUUACUUAGCAUUAUAAUAUGAUGAAAAUUCUUCAAAUUUUGAUUUAAUUUAUUCAUUUAUAUAACAAAGAAAUACAAUGGAUUGGGGGAAAAAUAAGGUUACAGUUGGCAAAUGAAUUUCGUUUGCAUUUAGCAUCAAAUAUGCCAUAACCGUGAUACAGAAGUAAGAUGAUUGUGAAAUGUUUUGAAAGAUUAAUGACAAUAGAUUAAUUAUCAGUUAUAUUUUGUUUAUUGUUUUGCUUUUUAGAGAACAAUAUUUAUUGUUGAAAAUAGUUCCUACAAAUAUUCAAUGAUAUGGUGAAAGGUGAUUUCACAUGUUUGUUUUAGGGUAAACAUGGUGACGUGACAUGAACAGUUACUGUUAUGGUGUUUUAGUGUUCAAUGCAUCAUAUACAAACUUACAUAGGUUGAAGGUGCAUUUCAUUUUUUUGUCCAUUUACUAUCAAAGGGUGAGAAAUAUUGCUUACUAUUAAUGUGAUAUUCUUGGGGCUUCGAAAAAUUCAUUUCAAAAUUUCAGCUAAUAGUAUAUAUGUGUUCAACUUUCAAUGCUAUUUUAAAAUUUCCAGCGUGCACAUUUCCUUCAAAACUUCAAUUCAAGAUGAAUUUAUAUUUUGCUAAAUUGCAGCAUAUAGUCCUUGACUGUAGCAUGUGUUGUUGUCAAAUGAGGGGUUAUUUUCUUUACUAUCCAAAAGUAAUGUCAGCCAGACAAGAGACACAUGUGUGGGCUACACUUGGCAGAGUUGCUUCCCUUUGCAUCAGGAUCCACUGGUCAUGUGUUCGAAUCCCAGAUUAGCCCUGAUUAUGGUUGUGGUUUGUCAGCACAAUACCAAGGCUUGCCAAAGUGGCAGUUGUCUACAACCUGCACCGCUUGGACAAUUAUCUGAUGUUAACGUGAUAUCCGUGGUGUACGAUAUGACUUGAAUGUGUUUGUUACAUGUAGAUUACAUGUCUGUGGGGUUGCAGGCUGUCACUGCCAGUCUUCCAGUGAUGUAGUUCCAUUUCUAAAACAAAGUGGAUUCUUCUGUUGGCAUUUGGAUCGUAUAUAUGCUAUGAAUUGCUUUUGUAUUCUUAAGAAUUAUAUUACUUUGUACAAUAAUCUGUACCAGCAAAUACUGAUAUUUUCUUCUAGUAAUUGCUCAAAAAUGAAUCAAUAUUCAUAUUCAAUACUUCUUACAUUGUCAAUUAAAAGUAAGAAAGAAUAAUAUGGAAAAGCCAUAUGGAAACUUACUGGAAAGGUGGGCGGUUGGGGUAGCCUUGUUGUUAAAGCAUUCACUCGUCACGCCGAAGUCCCAGCUUCAACUCCCCACAUGGGUACAAUGUGUGAAGCCCAUUUCUGGUGUCCACCUGCCGUGAUGUUGCUCGAAAAUUGCUAAAAGUGGUGUAAAAGUAAACUUAUUCAUACUGAAAAGGUGUGAGAAUAAUGUUGGUACAAUGUAAGGUUUAACAAUUAAGACGUCAUCAUUUGUCACCGGGAAGCAGUUGGUACCCUAUUCACCAUACAGCAAGGGUGUGCAUAUAUUGAAUUCCUUCUAUUUGAUGAUGAUAUGAAUACUAUUUUUCUUGGAUUGAUGUGACUAUUUAGUCUGAUAGCUUAUGUCGCUCACAUUGCAUAUAUCGGGUUUGGAAAAUUCUUCAUUUUAUUAUAGACUUUUAUGCCAAAAGAUACAUAAAUAUGUUACAUGUCUUUGGCAUUACUGUAGUAUAGGAGGGUGUAGCAUAAAAAAAUGUUGAAGGUUUUCUACAUGUUCUUUCAGUGUCACAUGGUAAUUCUUAGUUGUUUCAAUAUACAGUUGUCAUUGAUAUCAUACAACAUU